Manihot esculenta (cassava) is the source of this 1758-nucleotide messenger RNA. Its product is annotated as E3 ubiquitin-protein ligase RNF12-A. The coding region runs from base 20 to 1639 and encodes 539 amino acids. The record is from RefSeq and is a predicted model, not a curated record. The transcript has 7 exons. NCBI's taxonomy places the organism in Eukaryota, Viridiplantae, Streptophyta, Magnoliopsida, Malpighiales, Euphorbiaceae.
CCUUGUCUCGGCUCCUUUCAUGUCCAACGUUAUGCUACUCGGAAUCGUUACAAACAAAGGCAAGAGGGGUCCCAACUGGAGAUCUUCCAAAGCACCGUCAGAUUUCAAACAUUAUGCGGGCCAAAAUGCUUACGUGGAAUCACGCGGGUGGUGUAUAAUUUCUCAAAGGCGAAGACCGACUUCUGUGCUUGUGCUGUUAGUCAAUAGACUCAGAGCAAUGGGUUCCAGCAAUAGCAGGUCAGUGUCGAGUCCUUCCAGGUCAGGGCGUAAGCGCCGAUUACUCCCUUCCCUCUUCUGCGGCUCCUCUGUUUCUCACUCUCCUAUGGAGAUGAGUGAUCAUGUGGAUGAUUCUUCAACAGGGUCUCCUCAAAACUCGACUCGGCCUCGUCAUAUAUCAGUUAGCUCUGAGCAGCAGUCUUCUUCAACUUUUCUACUUGAAACUGGUUUGAGUGGUUUCUGUGCGGAAACUGGAAGCAAUAGUGAUUCUGCUGUGGAUACUUCCUUCACGCAUAGCUUUAGUAAUCAUUCUGAGAAUUCCGAAUUACAUUAUCAGCAGGUAAAUGUUAAUGACAAUCUCAUGGAAGCUCAUCGAGAUGAUAAGUCACUUUCUGCUGAUGCACCACUCACAAGCAUUGUGGGUCAGGAUACUGGGGAUGUUCAUUCAGAUGCGGAGACCAUAGCAGAUAUGAGUGUGGAUGGCAAUACAGCUGAUUUUAGUUCUGAUGUAUCUGGUUCUUUGGUGGAUUCUCAACCACUUCCAAGGUCUCUCUUAUCAAUUGGGGAACAAGGUCAGAUAGGCAUGGGCGUGCUUUUGGUUGAUGUGGUGAGUAUUCAUUCCAACACUUUGUCUAGUACCAUUGAUGAAAUUAGUAACCGUGAGAUGAGAAGGAAUACUAGAAGGAUGUUUUGGGAUGCUUUCUCAAGAAACAGUUUUAGGCGGAAUAGUGAUUUCCCAACCAUUGUUUUUACGACUCGUCAUGCUGAUGAUCUAGGAUCUUCUGACAGAUGGCUCCUUGAUUUUAGUGGUGAUCUUCAUUAUGAUGGUGUUGGUCGUGAGUCUGUAGUCUCUAGCACUAGGAAUGAUCACAGAAGUGGACGACAAUGGCAAUCAAGAUACGAGACGCCAGAAAGAUUUCACGAUGUCCAUGAUGAGCAAACAUGGCAAGGUUCUUCAUGUGCAACAGGGCGUCAUCCACGCGGUACAUGUUCAUGUGAAUCCUCAUUCCUUGGUGAGGAGUCCAGUAGCCAAGCAAACAUUUCACAAUCACAAAUAUUCAUGCUUGCAGAUGCACUCUUUGAGGUACUCGAGGAAAUUCAUCACCAUCGCAUGUCUCGUUCACUAUCUAUGCUCACACUGCCGGCUCCUGAAGCUGUUGUGAAUUCAUUUCCCCUUAAGAAUCAUAAAGUUUCUUGUAAAUCUGAGAAUGGGGCACAUGAUGUGCAACAGUGCCACAUUUGCUUGGUUGACUAUGAGGAAGGGGAUAAAAUUAGAGUCCUUCCUUGUUCUCAUGAAUAUCACAUGUUAUGUGUUGAUAAAUGGCUCAAAGAAGUACAUGGGGUAUGCCCUCUCUGCAGAGAUGAUGUUUGCAAGGGUGUAGCUGAAGGUUCUUCCUCAAACCCUGAGAUCCCAUCUCUUUGAUGCUUAUGUAUAUAAAUAUGUAGAUCAAGUAAAAACCUUUUUCUCAAAAUGGCUUUCAGCCUGUAAGAUUUAUACAACUUGUAGUGUAUAAUAUGCCAUCUAUAGAUAGUACUUGGACA